UGUUGGGGAUCUCUCGUCUGCUAGAAAAAGUCAACAUGAAGUUUGUGCUGCUGUGUUUGGUUGUAUUGUCGCUGGAAGCACUCAGUGCGCAAGCUUCGCUCCUGAGAAGGCCGUAUGUUCGGGUCAACGCUGCACCCCCUAAGCCAGGAGUCUGCCCUCCCAUCCCGCCCAGGGCAGUCGGCAUCUGCGCUGACACCUGCUCCGUGGACGCACACUGCGGCGGGGAGGAGAAGUGCUGCCGUAACAGCUGCGGGGCCUUUACGUGUUCGCCGCCCGCUGACGUCACGACCCCGUCUCCACGGGCCACGCCUACCGACGGGCAGGACGUCCUGCCUACCGAUUCGCAGCCUGGGAACGAGAGCAUCGCGCCGACCGCUGCCGAAGAAGGUCCUCUCGGAAGGGGCUUGUUCCCAGAUGGCGCUGUGGACGUUGAAGAGGGUCCCGUCGAAAUUACCGAAUUACCAACAACAACAGCCAAAGCUAAAACAACGACAACCGAAGCUACAACAGCAACAACAACAACGGCAACAACUACUCAGCAACCAUCAACAACAACAACUGUAGCCACAACUGCUGCUGCAGCCACCCGUGCUCCUGUAGUGCGCCCCCUACCGACCCGGGAACAACGGUGCAGCCUACAGCCCGAUGUCGGUCCCUGCCGAGGAUCCUUUCGCCGUUUUUAUUACAACAUUAAGACUGGAUCCUGCAAGCCAUUUGGCUAUGGCGGUUGCCUGGGUAACGCGAACAACUUCAGGACUGUGGAAGACUGCGAAAAUGCCUGUCGGCCUGUCAAAGAAGAUGAUGGACAGACAGAUGUCUGCCCGCCAUGCCAGGAAUUUGGCUCUCUCAAGCCGCUCUACUGCAGCAAACGCUUCAUUAUGACAGCAGAGGUGCGGGACGUGUUCCCUUCCGGUGACGUCACUGUGGCAAACCUGCAGGUGCACAGGCUGAAUAUCUACCGCCAGGGGUCGCUGCGGCUCAGGGGACGGUCCUACUUCCCGCAACGCUUCAGAACGCAGGUGGUCCUGCCGAACCAGGAUGGGGACUGCGCGUGUGCAUCCCUGACUGUUGGACAAGAAUACAUCUUCAUGGGUGACAGAGUCAACAGCAGUGGCGCUGGCAUCAUUGGCGAAGGAGAUUACGUUCGCGCGGUAAACAGUGAGAACUCACGAGAGUUGGCCAACCUGUACCGCAUGGGUCGCAAUGUCGUCUGCAGGGUCUGAACAUCUGUGCCAGUUCAAGGGCAAAUGAAGGACACUAACCUAAUCUUCAAGUAGAUGUACGGUUGGAUGAACAAAAUGAAGUGUGCACCAACUUUUGUUGCAAAAGACAGGUUUUACGGUCCUUUGCUGUUGUUUGUAUAUUUUGUUCGUUUGCUUUGUUUUCAUAUAUGAUGUUCUUCGUAUGAUUAGUUGGUAAAUAUGCAGAGCUAGUUUGUGGAAAUUGUAUGCUUACCACUGCCACUGCAAGUACGAGACAGUUAGAAACCCAUGGCCAGCGUUUUUGUAUUAAAACAAAAAUGUUGCGAACAAAUGUACCGUGCGUCAUGCUAUACAUGACAGUGCGAUUGUCAUGGUAGUACGACUGUGUUCACAAUAUUUAAGAAAACGGAGAGAAAGAUAAAACUUCCCCUACGAACGGCAAAUGUACCGAAUGUUCAGUGUUAAGUAAUGCUGACGUGGAUGUUACGUUGAGAUCAUGUCUCGAUAGUACAUUCUAGGUACUGAAUUUGUCGAAAUAAAGAAAGUAAAAAGAUAA
Molecule: messenger RNA, 1758 nt
Organism: Branchiostoma floridae (Florida lancelet)
Lineage: Eukaryota; Metazoa; Chordata; Leptocardii; Amphioxiformes; Branchiostomatidae
Cellular component (GO): extracellular region
Molecular function (GO): protein binding; serine-type endopeptidase inhibitor activity
Source: RefSeq, a predicted model, not a curated record